Colletotrichum scovillei is the source of this 1494-nucleotide messenger RNA. RefSeq lists its product as uncharacterized. Lineage: Eukaryota; Fungi; Ascomycota; Sordariomycetes; Glomerellales; Glomerellaceae. The record is from RefSeq and is a predicted model, not a curated record. The transcript has 3 exons. Bases 1 to 978 code for a protein of 325 amino acids.
AUGGCCGAAGCAAUCGGUCUCGCGACAAGCGUGAUCGCCGUCGCCGAAGUCACUGGCAAGGCCAUAGGCCUCACUCUCAAAAUCAAAUCGCUCUGGCGUGAAGUCAAGAACGUCCCAGCCGUUCUUCUCGAAAAGGCCGAAGAGCUCCAGGAUCUCGACGACUAUCUCAAAGAUGCCGAAAGUCAGACUGCGAGCAGUCCUGUGUCCAAGUCGGUCAUCGACGAUGAGAUUAUGCAGAAGUCGCUCAGGAGAGCCCGCGCGGCAUUGGCAGACAUACAGAACACCAUCGAUGACCUCAGUCUCCAGAUGUCUGAUCCGCGGAAGCAUCGACGCAAAUUGACUGCUGCAAAAUUUUUCUUACAGAAAGAUACAAUAGAAGACAUGGAACGAAAGCUCGAUCGAGCUUUGGAGCUUUUCAAGGUGGCUCAAGGAAUCUAUUGCACAAAACUAACUAUGCUUUCCACGUCCAUCAUCAUGCAACGGCUCCCGAAUUGUUUGAGUCCUUCGGAAGUCACGGAGAAAUCAUCCCAAAGAGUCGAGGUGGCAGAAUUCUUUGACCAACACAGACCAGUUGUUGCCAAUAUAGCUGGCAAGGACAACCUUGAUAUGUCUCAAGGCACAACCGCGAUUGGAAGGUUUCGUCUUGGGUUUGGAGACGACGCCUUCCAGAUUUCACUCAGAUCACCCAGUUGGCUCGGCAGCAAGGUUUAUUACGCCAUGUGCCACAAGAGCAUACUUGGGUGGCAAAUCAAUCUUAGAACUUAUGUAGUGAUCGAGGAUUUCUUCAGCUUUGAAGACGCCGUGAAGUCCGAUGAUCCACAGGCUCUCAUGAAACAUUUACGAUCAAGAUCGCUAACACCAUUUGUUCAAAACGAGUACGGGGAAAGCUUAUUAAACGCUUUGCGCCCAAAACCGAUGGGUCAACAUUGCGAAAUGGCUUCUCACCUUUGGGCUGUACGCUGGUUCCUACAGCGGUGACUUCAAGGAGCUCAGGUUCAUCAUCCUCAAAGUCCAUGAUUUUAUUGGCACUUCAAUGCUAAUUCAUUACAGAAACUCAUAUUCAAGACAUCUCAUUUUCAACGCUGCCAAUCAAUGGUCUCAUCCUCCAACUGCCCGCUCAGAUUCUCCAUCCGACUUGGCUCUCCUUUUCGCCUCUCACGCGCAGAAUGGAGACACUGGUAUAUCAGUUGACUUUAUGGCCUUCAUAGCAGGCCUUGCAAACUUUGAAAAUUUCAGCAGAUUGCUUCAUUCCAAGACUCCAGUGUCAGAUCCAAAAUGGUUUUCUUUUGGCGCCAGAGUUUCAUUUGCAUAUUCUGGAAUCCUUGGCUCUAUCUGGACCUUGGAACAAACAUCUUCCGUGCUUCCGGAACUCGGAAGCCUCACUAGAGAGCUCCUAAUGUCCUGGCGACUCGGAAGACAAGACCCAGUGGUGAUAGCCUUGGCAGCAGUGGGAAUCGGGACUUUGUCUGCUCGAGCACCCCGAGGCGAUCCCGC